Molecule: messenger RNA, 711 nt
Organism: Fusarium keratoplasticum
Lineage: Eukaryota; Fungi; Ascomycota; Sordariomycetes; Hypocreales; Nectriaceae
Exons: 1
Coding region: 1-711 (236 amino acids)
Source: RefSeq, a predicted model, not a curated record
AUGAAGACCUUCUUUGCCCUCCUGCCUCUUCUCAGCUGCCUCUGGGCUUCCCCUGCCGUGGCGGAUGGCCUCUCGAUCUUUGAUGACGACUCCAUCCCUGUCGUUGACCGACCCGACCUGGAUUCCUUCACCAUUUCGCGACGUGACGAAGACACAGGCCUUGAGAAACGAGCACUGAACCUGGAAUACAUUCUCUUGGAUGUGACCUUUGAUGGCUACAAUCAGGGCAACUGGCAGUCUUGGCGAGUCAGAGGCGAGCUCCUCGUCAUUCGACAAAUCCCAUCACCGGGAACCCGCAAUGGCGCGAACCCGGUUGAUGUGGUCAUCGGAAUCGGCAGCCCAAUUGUCAGCCCAGUUGCCGGAAGCAUUCGAUACACCACCAACAGAUAUCUCAACGGCUUCAUCGGUGGCAGCAGGGACAUAACUCGCAUCGACUUUGCGCGAGUGUCUACCACGGCCAACUCAGUGACAGUUUCGGUCGACACCUCCAUUGCCGCCGCAAACCAUCUUUCAGUCUUUAACGCCAGAAGCGGAGCUACUGCUAAUGUCUAUAACCCAGCCAGCGGAGGCUUCAAUCUUGCUUUCUGGAAGAAUGGGAAGGUGACGGGUAACAUCGGGUUGAUAGGGCGAUCACCCAUUUCUGGAGGGCAAGCUCCCUACAAGGCCACCAUCAGUGGUCUAGUAAAGCAGAAGGGAAAGAUAUGGCUUUGA